Messenger RNA from Conger conger (European conger), 2431 nucleotides. RefSeq names its product ankyrin repeat and SOCS box protein 12-like. Gene Ontology annotation, molecular function: transcription cis-regulatory region binding; protein binding. Gene Ontology annotation, biological process: positive regulation of transcription by RNA polymerase II. NCBI's taxonomy places the organism in Eukaryota, Metazoa, Chordata, Actinopteri, Anguilliformes, Congridae. The record is from RefSeq and is a predicted model, not a curated record. Gene Ontology annotation, cellular component: nucleus. The transcript has 3 exons. The coding region runs from base 179 to 1132 and encodes 317 amino acids.
CACUGUGCCUCAGCUUAUAUGUCUGUGUCCACUGGAAACAGCCCCUUCCCAGUACUUUCCUUCUGUUCAAGCUACUGUUGCAGCAAUGAGGGCAGGAUAAAUCUAGGUAACCAACUGCAUCAUCAUUGGAAGUAUGGAUUUUUGACUGAGAUGGAGUUUUGAGAAGUUCAUUUGAAUAAUGGUGCUCGGAAAAGCCAUGGACAUGAGCUUGAUGGAUAUAUCCAAGAUUUUCUCCAUGCUCCACUCCCGAGAGGAGGAUGAUGAAGAAGACUCUGGCGAGGGCAGGCUGCUGAACCAGUCCGUUUCCAAUGAUGACGCCGGACUCCUGGCUGAGCUGCUGUCUCAGGAGAAGUACAGGAAGUUCAUCAACAGUCGGACAGGCUGGGGGAUCCCUGGCACCCCUCUCCGGACGGCGGCUGCUCAGGGCCACCUCCGGUGCCUGGAGCUCCUCCUGGCCCACGGCGCAGAGGUGGACAGCCUGGAUGUGAAGGCCCAGACCCCGCUCUUCACCGCCGUCAGUGGGAAGCAUUUGGACUGCGUGGCGGCGCUCCUGAAAGCUGGGGCUGACCCCAACGGCAGCGUGUACAACAACUGCACUCCUGUACUCACAGCCGCCCGUGAAGGGGAUGUGGACAUCCUGAGAGAGCUCCUCCUGCAUGGGGCGGAGGUCAACGUCCGGCCGAAGGUGCCCGAGUGGGCAACCAACGCCACGGCCUGCACUGGCCCCCUGUACCUUUCCGCAGUUUACGGACACCUGGACUGCUUCAAGCUGCUCCUCCUGCAAGGCAGCGAUCCAAAUUACAACUGCAUUGAGGAGAAGCUGCUUGCCAGGAUCAAGCAGCCUAAGACCGUGCUGGAGAUGUGCCUUAGGUAUGGCUGUGGUGUUGAGUAUAUCCAGCUGCUGAUAGACUUUGGGGCAAAUGUCUACCUCCCCACUCUCAUUAUAGACAAAACCACCAAGCAAAACGAAGCGGUGCUGCUGCUACUCAAAGAGAGAGUUUGCCCCAAGUCACUGAUGUCCCAAACACGACUUGCUAUCCGAAGAUAUCUACGCGCAGCUAACAACAUGCGUUCCCUCGACCUUCUGGAAAUCCCCCCAAUACUGAGAAACUACCUGAAACAUGUCACAUGAUGUCACUUUAAUUAACACUAGUAUGAGGAUCUCCUCACACUGGAAAAGGACACUGAACACAAACUGAUUUCUUUCUGUGUUUCUUAGAAAUAUUCUGUAGACAUAUUUCAUGAUUCGUAUUUUGUAUUGUAAAAACAAACAAGUCUAUCCAAGUCUGAAUCUCCUUCAAAGGUACAACAGUUGUGUCAUUCUUGUCCUCUGAACCCUCUGUGUAGGAACCUGGGUACUUUAUAGCUCAUCUCUUAUACAGCAUUUAACACUGCAUAAUUGUAAGAAGAAUUUAAUUCCAUAUACAUUUUCUUUAAUUGAGGUUUAUCCAAUGAUUUAAAGGGUUAACGGUUUUUAGUGUCAAAAAUGGCUUGAAUUAAAUCAUGAAGCAGAGCUGCAUGCAAUUUUCUGCCGGUAUGCAUUUUGAAUACAAGUUUAUUAAUAUUAUAUUGUGGAGCUUUUUUUUUGCUGGAUGUGUUAAUUUAAUAAGACUGUACACAAGUGAAAUUAUUUUAUACUAUCUAAGUAAUUAUGCAAUGAUUGUUUUUUUAUUAACCAAACCAGCUUUAAUUGAUAUAUAUAUGAAAUGUCAUCAUAAAAGAUUAAUGUUCAUCAAAAUAAAUACGAUCCAGGGAAGGGUUUUGUCACACCAGAAUGUCUGCAGAACCUGUCCAGCAAAUCAACAGGACCUGUGGAUUUAAAAUCAAGAAUCAAAGUGUUCUGAAAUUAAUGACCCAGUCUGCACUGUAAUUUAUGUUACUGUUUGAUAGUGACACUGAUGUUUAAGUAACAUGAAAGAAAAACAUAUGCCUUCUUUAUCCAAUCAGUUCACCAUGCUAAUUUUAAAAUUAAGAAGUCAGCUGACCAAACUGGUCAUGUGGCCUGGACAUUGAGUAUCAAGCACUCCUAUUUAGACAGAGGUUGACCUUGUGCCACACAUUUGCACUCUUAUUGGAUAAUGCAUGAAAUCAGUUGCGUGGCUCAGGUUUGACGUCAACCUGUUUAACAACUGGAAUCAGAUUUGUAAAUGGGUAACAUAUUGUUCUGCAUUUGCAUACUUUUUGAUUAGUGUAAGUAGUGAGUUGGUCAUAGACAUAGUUGAGGUUCUGGGACCAAAAUGUGUAUACUUAAGGCAUAUACAAAUGGCACAAAGGUAUUUCUUUUUUAAUCAAAUCAGGAAUAGUAUAUUUAUGGUGUAUAUUGUGAAAUUGGCUGUAAACAUGAAAGGCUGUAGGAGUAUAAUGUUGUGUCAUUGUACAAGCAACCAAAGAGCAUGUCUUCUAAUAAACUGCAUCAAUGGUUCUUCCAUAA